UCACUCCUUCGCCCCCCACUUACCCAAAGCGCAAAUCAACCCUUUUCGCCUGAUCUCAUUGCUUUCUUGAUUUUCUUCAUCCAUCGAUAUGGCAUUCUCGAUUUCCAGUUUUUCAGAUUUGCCUUCCGGUUUCCGAUUCUUUCCGACGGAUGCCGAACUCAUGGUACAUCUCUGGAUCAAGGUUAUCAAAGGAAACUAUCAUUAUCAUCAUCGCUUCAUCUCUGUCCAUGACGUUUACAAGCAAGCACCAUGGAACCUUCCCUGGGAUCGUUCCAACAACAGAUACUUUCAUGGCAUUGAGCGCUUCUUCUUUGUCCAGAGGAAGCCCAUCUCUGGAAAGGACAGCAGGAUGAGGCCCAAACGCACGGUUGAUUCGGGUGAAGGGUGGUGGCACUCCAACACUGAAGAUACGCCAGUUAUGGACGAUGGAGGAAGCGGGACCACCGUCGGUUAUGUUAAGUCUCUAACUUUCUUUGUCAAAGAUGAAGAGAAGCGGAAACAGCAGACAGGGAGGGGUAAUCUGAAACAAGAAGGAACCAAGACGGAUUGGAUUAUGCAUGAGUACGUACUGGAUAAAAAGAACGUCAAAGGAUGGGUUCUUUGUAGGAUUCGGUACAACGGCAAGCAGCCUUUGGUCAUACCGUCUGAUGCUUCUACUUCGACUAUUCAUCCCCCACCACAGAUGUCGUCGCAGUUCUGCGGAGGACCUGAUCCACAGCUGCGGCCAUUGAAGAGACAAAAGACUGGUGUAUCCGUCCAAGAAGUUCAUCAUCAGCUGGAAUCAUAUGCCCCGUUGAUGUUCAACAAGAAUGUUAUUCAAGAAAUGGGAGCAUGGGAGAUUGGUAGUAUGGGAUUGGAAUGGCCAUCAGAACGUGUACAUGAACGAGUAGUGGAAGAAACCCUGGUGGAGGACUUAGUGGAGAUGGGUGGUUCUUUACAGCAGCCAGCAGAGAAGCCCUGGGAAGAAUGCGAUGGAGAAUUUGCGAAGGAAUUGGAAAAUAUGUUGGAGAUGAAUUCGGAGACCUUGGUGGUGAUGAGUCCGUUACAGCAACAGCAACCGGCACAAACCUUUGAAGAAUAUGCGGAAGAAUUGGAAAGUAUUUUGGAGAUAAAUUCAGAGGCCUUGUUGGUGAAUCUAGCACAGCAACAGCCAAUAUUGGAAGAAUGUGAUAUGGAUUUUGCAGCUGAAGCAGAGGCAACGAUGGAGAAGAAGUCAGAUGCAGUGACACAGCCUCAACUAGCCCAGCAACCCCGGAGGUGAAAAUCUUGGAAUAGGCGGUUUGUGAGAAGAGGUGUGCCAAUUAAUGAAUGACAAACAAUUAG
Molecule: messenger RNA, 1323 nt
Organism: Rubroshorea leprosula
Lineage: Eukaryota; Viridiplantae; Streptophyta; Magnoliopsida; Malvales; Dipterocarpaceae
Source: the annotation of a GenBank genome assembly